AUGUUGAAAUUGACUAACGAAAAAUUUUCAAAGCUUGAUGUCGGUACAACUGUUCGUGUCCCAAUACCAGAUGUCGAUAGAGCACGAGGUUCUCCGCGUAAUUUACUUGCUGUUAUUAUUUCAUGCGAAAAUGACAUGUAUAAAUUAUGUACAGAAUAUGGGGUGUUGAAACACAAAUAUACACGAGCACAAAUUUCUCCGUGUAAAGAAAAAUUUCUAGAGCUAGAUGAAGCCAUGAAAAAAAUUAAAGACAGGGAAAUAACAUUAAGAGAAGCCGCAGGACACGGAAUAGCUGGUCAUCAAGGAUUUAAUCGAUGCAACUGCAAAACUGGUUGUGGUACUAAAAAAUGUGCUUGCAAUGCAGCGGAAAUGUUGUGCAGUUCAAAAUGUCAUGGAAACCAAAAUUGUCACAAUAAAUCAUUAUUAUAAAUAGUACCUAUAGUAAAACAAUCAGUGUAUUAUUUGAGAUUUAUCAUCAUUUACCACUAGUUUUGGUAAAUGACAUCAAUGACCGGUGAAAGAUGUAAAUUUGAAUUUAAAAUCUGGUUUUUUACAUCAUUUA
This is a messenger RNA of Rhopalosiphum maidis (corn leaf aphid), 562 nucleotides long. RefSeq lists its product as uncharacterized. The transcript is spliced from 2 exons. The record is from RefSeq and is a predicted model, not a curated record. NCBI's taxonomy places the organism in Eukaryota, Metazoa, Arthropoda, Insecta, Hemiptera, Aphididae. The coding region runs from base 1 to 429 and encodes 142 amino acids.